AUGCAGACAAACUUUCUUUCCCAGCAAUUUAGUGCUGGUUCUUUGGCAGAAAACUCCACAGCUUGUCCAGCAAAUGCUACUAUUUGCAAUGGCACCUCCUGUGUAUUGCCAGAAGAUAAUUUUAAUCAAACUUUGAGCGUAGUUUUAAGUACUGUUCUAACAAUCAUGCUGGCUUUGGUGAUGUUCUCCAUGGGCUGCAAUGUGGAAAUUAAGAAUUUCUUGGGCCACAUAAAAAGACCCUGGGGUAUAUUUGUGGGUUUCCUUUGCCAGUUUGGAAUUAUGCCUCUCACAGCCUUCUUGCUCUCUUUGGCCUUUAACGUCCUUCCUAUUCAAGCUGUUGUGGUGAUGAUCAUGGGAUGCUGUCCAGGGGGCACAGCCUCGAAUGUCAUCGCCUACUGGGUGGAUGGAGACAUGGACCUAAGCAUCAGCAUGACAACUUGCUCCACGAUUCUUGCAAUGGGAAUGAUGCCACUUUGUCUCUUUAUUUACACCAAAAUGUGGACUGAUGCUGAUGCAAUUGUACUCCCCUAUAACAGCAUUGGACUUUCUCUGGUAGCUCUUAUAGUUCCUGUUUCAUUUGGAAUAUUUGUCAACCACAAAUGGCCUAGUAAAGCGAAAAUCAUACUUAAGGUAGGUUCCAUUGUGGGAGCAGUGCUCAUCGUGGUCAUUGCUGUGGUUGGGGGAAUACUCUACAAAGGCUCCUGGAUUAUCACACCGAAAUUAUGGAUCAUUGGUACCAUAUUUCCAGCAGCUGGCUAUACUUUAGGAUUCUUUCUGGCUCGUCUAGCUGGUCUGUCUUGGAACAGGUGUCGUACAGUGUCUCUGGAAACAGGAAUGCAAAACACUCAGCUAUGUUCCACUAUAGUACAGCUCUCAUUCACUCCAGAACAACUUGAACUGAUGUUUACUUUUCCACUCAUCUACAGCAUUUUCCAGCUGUUGUUUGCACUGCUAAUUUUAGGAGGCUACCGUCUCUACAUAAGACACCGUGUCAAAACAAAGACAGAUAUUGAGAAAACAGCACAAAAAGAGGAUUCAAAAUCAAGUGCUAAAAUAAAUGGAGGAUUUGUAUCAGAUGAGAUAAAAUAG
Molecule: messenger RNA, 1089 nt
Organism: Pyrgilauda ruficollis (rufous-necked snowfinch)
Lineage: Eukaryota; Metazoa; Chordata; Aves; Passeriformes; Passeridae
Gene: SLC10A2
Product: solute carrier family 10 member 2
Exons: 6
Coding region: 1-1089 (362 amino acids)
Biological process (GO): bile acid and bile salt transport
Cellular component (GO): apical plasma membrane
Molecular function (GO): bile acid:sodium symporter activity
Source: RefSeq, a predicted model, not a curated record